Molecule: messenger RNA, 1805 nt
Organism: Epinephelus lanceolatus (giant grouper)
Lineage: Eukaryota; Metazoa; Chordata; Actinopteri; Perciformes; Serranidae
Source: RefSeq, a predicted model, not a curated record
UUCUGUGUGUCCCACCUGCCUGGGGAAAGUUACACAGACAGGAACAGUUGGACAGAAGGAUCCUCCACUCACUCUGUGUCCUCUACGUGACGGUUAUGGAUUCGAACCUUCCUUGUUUUAUCCUCUUCAUCUUGAUUGGCUGUGUCACAUGCUCCUCUGAUGAUCAUCACCACCACAAUGCCACCCGUCGCUACGAUUACUGUGUGCUCGGAGCCGGGCCUGCAGGACUGCAGAUGGGAUACUUCCUCUCCAAGGCCAACAGAGACUACAUCAUCUUGGAGAGGAACUCAGGACCGGGCAGCUUCUUUAACAAGUAUCCCAGGCACAGGAAGCUCAUUAGCAUCAACAAGUUCUACACAGGAAGGCAGAACCGAGAGUUCAACCUGCGCCACGACUGGAACUCGCUGCUUAGUGAUAAACCUGACCUCCUGUUUAAGAGGGUGAGCAGUGAGUUUUACCCUCCAGCCGAUGCCUUUCCGCUCUACCUUUCCAUGUUCGUGAAGGAGCUCGGGCUGAGGGUCAGGUACGGCGUGGACAUUGGCAGGAUCAGGGCAGUGCAGUCAUCCACCGGCAGGAGCUACAUCCUGACUGAUCAACAUGUGACAGACUACACAUGCAGCGUCCUACUGGCAGCCACAGGUUUGUGGGUCCCUCAGAAGGUAGAGUUUCUCGGGUCUGACCUGGUUGAAGGCUACGAGUCCAUCUCCACUAAUCCAGAGGACUACAAGGACCAGGCCGUACUUAUCUUGGGCAAGGGGAACUCGGCUUUCGAAACAGCGCAGAGCAUCUUGGGAAGAGCAAGUCGGGUGCACUUGCUCAGUUCCAGCCCUGUUCGACUGGCUUGGCAAACUCAUUAUGUUGGAGACCUCAGAGCUGUGAAUAAUGAGAUCAUAGACACAUAUCAGCUGAAGUCCCUCGAUGGGUUAGUGGAGGCAAGCCUGGACAAAAUAGUCAUCGUUCAACGAAAGGAGCAAGGCAGGAGGAGAUCGGGCACCAAGAACAAAGAGAAGAAGAGACAGUUGUACUUGACUUUAAAGAAGUACAUACAAGACAAGAACAGCUCUGAGGUGACAGGAGACGAACUGCCGGGGUAUCACUUGGACAACUAUGCUAUGCGAAAGCCCUACGACCGUGUGAUUCGAUGCCUCGGGUUCAGAUUCAACUUCAGCGUAUUUGACAGCUCUGCCUGCCCUCCAAACAGUGACAAUGCAAAAGGGAGGUUGCCGGGGGUGACAGCCUGGUAUGAAGGGACCAACACCCCUGGUUUGUUUGUGCUGGGAACUGCUGCUCACUCCAGAGACUACCGCUUGUCUGCUGGAGGCUUCAUCCAUGGAUUCCGUUACACAGGUGAGAGUCCAACAGGUUCCCAAUCUGAGCUGCUGACAAACACCCUGGACGUGGCUCACACGCAGUCUCUACAGAUCGCCUCGUUAAAAGCUGUUCUUCAGGAUACAGUAGCCUGGGAUCCUACCUCUCCUCCGCAGCCCAGCAGUUCAAUGCCCCGUCGUAAGCCACAAUGGUCAGAGGUGGUGUUAUGGAGCAAAAAAAGGACCUCGCUCGGCGUCGGUCUCUCAUCCCACCUCAGCCUUUCCAACAGAUUUGAGCCUCAGUCAUCGCGGGUCGAAGCGCUGGACUCCGAUGAGCUCAAGGAUGAUGCAGCCCGUCCCACGUCUCCCCAUUCUGGGAGUCGUCCUCUGCCGGCAGCUCCCAUCUCGGCAGCUCCCCUCCCGGCUAACAGCUGGCAGCCUCCCCGCGUGGACAGCUCUGUGUCCCCCCUCGCACACACCACGGAAACAGAGCAGUAA